This is a messenger RNA of Sipha flava (yellow sugarcane aphid), 2871 nucleotides long. RefSeq lists its product as uncharacterized. The record is from RefSeq and is a predicted model, not a curated record. Lineage: Eukaryota; Metazoa; Arthropoda; Insecta; Hemiptera; Aphididae. Bases 129 to 1829 code for a protein of 566 amino acids. The transcript is spliced from 9 exons.
AUCAUGUAUAAAUGGAUGAAAUGUCAAUCAAAACGAACGUUUCCAGCAAAAAUCUAAAUCCUGAACAAUACAAUGGAGGUUGAUGAAAGAAUCUGUCCAAAUGCAAACAAUUGUCUUGGAAUGUAUACAUGGAUAUAAGGUGGUUAUGGUUGAUGUACAUAAUAAUGUUAUCCAGUUACAGUUUACAGAGUGUGGAACAAGAAGAUAAUUUAACAGAACUCAUGCACAACUACACAAAUUUGAAAAUAUUUUUAUGGUCAGGUUCCGGAGAUGGUUCAGACGAACCAAUAGAAACAUCGACUUCUAAUAUUCCACUUUAUUCUGAAAAUCCCGAAGACUGUAUUGGUGGUCAAGACUGUAACAUUCAACCUACGUCUAUUGCGCCACAUACCGGGGUUAUUGAUAUACCACAAACUACAGAAAUACCAAACAGAGAAUUUUGGAUAGUAACAGAAUUAAAUGUUCACUCACCAGUGAAUGUUAAUAUUUCUGUCUCCGCUAUAAAAAAGAAAUUGGCAACACUCUACACCAUUGCUUUUACUAGACAACAGGUCCGACAUCUUGGACUAAAUGCAAAUUGGACUGAAGAAGAAGUAAACUUAUACAGAAACCGGAGAUGGGAUUCCAAUGAAAAACCAAUUAAAGUUAAGGUGCACAUUUUGUCUAUAUUGAAUAAAUUGGAUUUGGUUUAUUUUGUUACCGUAAAUGAUCAUCCUAUAUCUGCUGCAACUGCAGUGCGUGAUAUGAGCUUGGUUACAACACAAGAAGUUGCAAAUCACCUUGGAUACGCUGUAAAAAUAAAAGCUCGCCCUUAUUUGGACGGAUUACUAUUCCAACGAGUUCAUGGUGUAAGUUAUAGUGAGAUUUGGAUAUUCAUCACCGCAACUUGCAUAAUUAUUCUAGUGCUCAUAACAGGAAUUUUUAUAGCACACAAAAAAAAAAGGAGGAAAAAUAGUAUUAGCUCUGAUAGAACUGAUAUGGCGUUUUGUGAAGAUCAAACUUCUCAUCGAGAUGUGAAGACCGAAGCUACUUCUACUGAAGAUAUUGGAAUUAUACGAACACCUAAACCAAAGCCAAGAAAUAGAAAUAAAAUAUCUAACUCUUUACUUUCGAUGCAAGCAGCUAAUAAAUUUCAAAAAGAUUCGAUACCUGGACCGUUGACAAAUGUGUUGGACGGAUUUAAUUUAAAUGAAAAUAAAAAUGUUCGAACAGUUACGCGACAUGAAAGUAUCGGGGACCAUGAUCCCGGAGUAGUUGGACCAAUUGUUUGGGACUUGCAUUGUAAACAAAUGAAAAUAAAAAGUAAUGAUCAAGAUGACGAUUCGUGUUCGAGCUUUGAUGCGUUCAACGCUAUGGAUACCAACGUUACGAAAAUGCGACAAAAAUUUCACGAACUUCUUGACGAUGCGUUCACAUUGUUCGACAGUCGAAAUUCGAGCGUGCGCAGUGACGAAAGCAGUCCAUCGAUAAAUAACAACGAACAAAGAUCGAAGUCGGCUCCAUUCAGGUGUUCGGCUACUUCCGGCGGCCAUCCGUCCGGCCGUCCCAAAACGUCCGCCGACGACGACGACAAACUCGCCCCGGCCACGGCGGCUAGCUCGUGUUGGGCACUGUCGCCGGGCGAGGCGUGGGCCGGUUCGGACCAGUCGAUAUUCUUGCCGCGGCCCCUGAGCGCCGGCCCGUUCCACCGGCCGGCCCUGCACACCGAGUUCAUCAGCUUGGACGCUAACCUGUCUCCCCAGGAUCCCGCUGUGCCGCUUAUCAAGGCCAUACGGAAGGAACUGGACAAAUUCCCUUCGCCGAAUACACACGCUGACUCAUCCCGAUGACUCACGUUACCAUCGCCGUUCCAUUGACGGGUAUACAUAUGCCGUAACUGUUCAAACCUUCCACCGCCGGGUCGUUAUAUGAUUCAUUGCGUAACAAUAUUACAAGCACCCACGCGAUACGUUCAACGAACACUUGUUUGGGGCAUUCGUGUCUGUUCCCCUUUGUACCAUACCUUUGGUCGGUUUUUUUUUGUCAUUAUUAUUUUGUUUGUUUGACGUACACGUUUUUUCCUUUCUUUCUGCCAAUAAAACGACCGUGUAUCGAUUCAUCUUUUAUACUCUUGUGUUCAAAUAUACUGAUGCAUUACGAUAUAAUAUAUUAACAAUAAUUUCUGCAUAUAUUUAUAAUAUUUGAAACAGGACAACAAAAUAGUCCGUUUCAUACUGCACACGCUUAAGGUUUGCUUCUCCUCGAAUCACUGUUCACUUUGUAUAAUGUAUAGAUACCAUCAGGGAUUUCGUAUCACUCUUUGAUACUUGUGCAAUUUUAUAUAUCUUAAAUCCAAUAUCGAUUGUCAAUAAAUAUUAAUACUUACAAUCAGGAAAGGGUUUAAUUUGAGGUUUUAUUACCCCUACACUAUUUAUGUCAUAUUCAACAUUUAAUAUUACAUAUAUUGAUUAGCUAACGUUUAUUUUGUAUUUUAAUGAAUUCAUUUUGAAUACUCGUUAAAACUGUUUGACUGUUUGUCAAUUAAAAUAGUAACAUUUAAUAUUCUUUGAAUUUUUAAUUUAUAAACUAUAGUUUAUGAGUCAUUAUUUUUACUCCUCAAUAGCAAAUCAGUGGUAAAAUCUCACCCAGUGUACCAACAAUUUAUAAGAGGAUAUGCUAUCUCCUGAUAAAUGUACACACCGAUUAUUUUAGACGUUUAAUCAUGCCGAUAAAAACAAAGUAUGCUUAUUAAAUUAUGCAUUGUAUAUACAUAAUAUUUAUGAAUAUAAUUUAAGAUUGAUAGAGUCUAACAUACUGUUCAACUAUUUUACUACCCAACUUGUGUGUAUUAAACGCAAAUUUAUAUAAGUACAAAUUAUUAUUAUUAUUACU